Molecule: messenger RNA, 2229 nt
Organism: Peronospora matthiolae
Lineage: Eukaryota; Oomycota; Peronosporomycetes; Peronosporales; Peronosporaceae
Source: the annotation of a GenBank genome assembly
AUGAGUCACCGGUUUCCACUGCACGACAAGGUGUUUCCUCCGCUGCACUUGUCCGAGUCGACCAAGGCGACAUUCGUCGACAUGGCCCACCAGCAGCUCACCUUGGCGUUGCACGACUACGAUAAGUACCGGAGAUGGCAGGCGUCUCGACCCCCGAGUCUUCGGCACCAGUUGCAUCCAGCAAUGUGGAAACCUGUCAAGUCCUGUGAACAGCUCACUGUCUACCGGCAAGUCCCGAGAGACGAUGCCGUCGUGACGAUUCCAUCGAGUACGAAGCCCCGCCGGACACGGAGUCGAACUCUGGACGGCAUCGACUUGCCUCCCACGACUUCAAUCGCCACGACUGCAACCACGGACUCGGUGUCGUCGUCUGCUUCAUCGAAAAAGUCCGUCACUGUGUCCUCGUGGACGAUUCCGAAGCGAGGGUCAAACCCAACAGCUACUAGAGAGUGGCUGCUGCCAACGUUGCUGCAGGUCGGAACCAUUGAAGGGACGCUGGACGACGUCAUGUACGGCUUGACUUCCUUUGACGCUGCUGGGUCGUUGAUCCGCUCGUCGUACACGGACGAAGAGGUCGUGGACGCCGACACGUUGCAUCAACUUCAGGGACCAACCCGGAAGGAGCCAUUCCGGUUCCUCGGACUCAAGUGGGUCGUCCGAUCGGCUUCGUCGACGGUCAAGGCGUUUAUCUGGCCACGAGACGUGACCGUCCUUGCAUCGACUGGAGUGCUCACUCGUCCAAGUGGUGAACGCGUGGGGUAUCACUUGAUGCACUCGGUGGACCUCGGCCAAGGCUUUGGUCCGCUGGAACGAAAGCGGAUUGUUCGUGGCCAGGUCUCGUCGUGUUAUCUGUAUCGCCAGACGUCGACAAACACGGUGGAUGUCCACAUGAAGACGAACUUUGAGCCGCAUGGAUCAGCUCACGAGAGCGUCGCGUUCAUGUUUGCGGUAAACAGCCUCACGUACUGCUUGAAGUCGGCCAUCUGUGCGCAAAACAAGAAGUUGUCGUGGCUACUUGCUCGCCCCAAGACAGCCGAGCCGCAGAGUGGUGCGUCCACUCGACCGGACAAGAUCACCGUGAAGAAACAGCGCUCGGACUGUUGCGUGUGUACGAAACCCAUCGGUCCCUUCUCGCGAAGCCACACCUGUCGCGUUUGCGAUGCUCGAGCCUGUCACACUUGCUUUGUCAAGAAGAAGCUGAGCUUCUCGGGUUCCGGGCACAAGACAGUGGAGCAGCGCUCGGUUGUGAUCUGUACGCACUGCCUCACGCAUGCGCGAAGGUUGGCGUCGCUGGACAUUGCACGACAGGAAGUUACGCAGCGUGAGCGGUUGGGUCGAAGACGUGGGCUGCUUCAUCACGGCACGGACGCGACGUCACGGAGCCGGGGUCGUCGUAGCAACAGCCGAGUGAACAAUCCCGGCAAGAAUCGAUCGACGAGACACGACGAUCGAGACGAGUUGAGAGCUGCUGAAGCCGAGCGGAAUGUUCGCUCUGCACCGGUGCGACGGGCGAGUCGACCGCUACUUCGGGCCCGUUCGCUCCGAAAGGUGACGUCAAGUACGAAAGCCGCUUGGGAUGACAACGCCGACACGGAAGACGACGACGAUGAUGAUGAGAAGCAGUCGAAGUCGAAUCGGUUCGCCGACGUUCAGCCUCGUACGAAGCACCGAUCAACGCAAAGCGAUCGUGGCAGAAAGAUCGUGCUUGAACCCGACGUCGUCAGUCCUGUGCUGGAGGAUCGAGAGCUGCAGAGUCUCGACAUUGACGUACAAGCCGGACGCAGUUACGUCGUGAGUGUGCAGGCAACUGCUGCAAUGCCGAUGCCGGAUGACUUACUGCCUGAAGCGGUGGAGCAGUACGCGUGGGGGGCAGUCGUUCCCUCGCCGGUGAAUUAUCAACCGGUUGAGCCUCAAACGGCGUGGCCGUCACCUCCGUCGUCACCGUCUAGUUUGCUGUCACUGCCUGAAGGUGACCGAUGUACUGGUGCGAUAUCGCAGGUACCGCAGUCGUCCAUUCCUCGUAUCCAAGCAGGAGCAUCGACGCAAGAAGUGCUCGCUCCAGUUUGCCGAGCUUUGCCAUGCUGCGGACAAUGUGUACUGGGCAGCGAAGAUGCACACGGUGGACUUGCCGGAGCCGACGUUGUUCUCCAAGCGACGAAUCUCUCGACUGGACAUGAGCGCAGUGGACUAGAAGCAUGGCUAGGGUGUCAACUUGCGACGUGGGUCUAG